AUGGGUUACGGCCUUUAUUCGGAGAAAUCCAACAAUUUCCAAGAGGAUAUCACAAAAUUUGACAGCAUCAAGAGCCAGGGUAACAGUUGCGAUGAGACAGCAUUUUUUUUAGCACCAAAAGGACCUAAAGUGCUUGCUAGGAAAGGUGAAAAAAAUGUUUACCAGCAGGUAAAUGCUGAUGACAAGGAAUGUUUAACUGUGUUGGUAACCGGAAAUGCAAACGGUUCCCUAGCCCCUACCACGAUAUUGUUCAGCUAUAAGCGGAUACCUCAAGAAAUUUCAGAUAACUUUCCUUCAGACUGGGGCAUAGGAAAAACCGACUCAGGAUGGAAGACGUGUGAAGCAUUCUUAGAAUUUGUGGCUGAUAUAUUUUAUCCUUGGCUGAUUAAAAAUGGAAUAACUUUACCGGUUAUUCUCUUUGUUGAUGGACACAUAUCUCAUUUAUCACUUCAAACUAGCCAGUUUUGUGAAGAAAAAGGAAUCGUGUUAGUAGCACUCUACUCUAAUGCAACCCAUUUAAUUCAGCCAAUGGAUGUGGCAGUAUUUAAGCCACUAAAAGAAGCCUGGAGGAGGCAUGUACAAAAUUGGAGAAUUGAUAAAAUAAAAAAUGACGAGCCUCAUAUGCUUAAGAAAAAAGAUUUUGCUAAGUUAUUACACGAGGUAAUGGGCAAUACCAUAAGUAAAUCAAUGUUGGCAAAUGGAUUUAAGAAAUGUGGCUUAUUUCCGUGGAACCCAUUGGAGGUAAAAGUCCCACUUGAGAAUGUUAGCGAAAACCAGGACAUAAGCGAACAAAUUCAUUAUCUGAAAGGGGGCUUAAAUUUUUUAAGCGAAUCUAUCAAUCCCGAAAAAUUUGUAGCAUUUGAUGCAACUCUGGAUGAAUGGUCAGGUGAUUUGGCAUGUUCUAGUUUUUAG
Danaus chrysippus (African queen) is the source of this 912-nucleotide messenger RNA. Lineage: Eukaryota; Metazoa; Arthropoda; Insecta; Lepidoptera; Nymphalidae. The record is from the annotation of a GenBank genome assembly.